Molecule: messenger RNA, 2055 nt
Organism: Clonostachys rhizophaga
Lineage: Eukaryota; Fungi; Ascomycota; Sordariomycetes; Hypocreales; Bionectriaceae
Source: the annotation of a GenBank genome assembly
AUGCAGUCUUCACCAGGCGACGCCUCGACAGAGUCGUCCUCGCAUUUCCUCUUCGCCAGCUCCAACUUCUUGCGCCUGUGGUCCAGGCGCUAUCGCUGGGUAAUUGGCGGCGUUGCGUUCACCACCAUCUUUCUCUUUCUCUUCUACAGCUACGGCCACCAGCAGCCUCUCCCGCCCUCACGGACCACCGCCUCCCGUCCCGUCGAUUGGUCCGAGUUUGCCUAUACCCAAUAUGUCACCAAUGGCGCAUAUCUCUGCAACUCGGUCAUGUUCUUCGAGGCCCUGCAUCGACUUUCCAGCCGCGCCGACCGAGUGUUGAUGUAUCCGUCAACAAUGCUUGAGUCAGAACAAGACACAUCCGACAACGCUCGUCUGAUCUUGAAGGCUCGAGACGAUUACAAUGCAAAGCUUGUUCCCGUCACUGUGCAGCAUAGGACCGGUGCAGAUGCGACCUGGGCCGAUUCGUUUACCAAACUUCUUGCUUUCAACCAGACUCAGUACAAACGUGUACUUUCCAUCGAUUCCGACUCAAUACUUUUACAACACAUGGAUGAACUGUUCCUCUUACCUCCGGUUCCGGUCGCCAUGCCUAGGGCGUAUUGGCUCUACCCGGACAAGGAGAUUCUUUCAUCCCAGGUCAUCCUGAUCGAGCCCACGGAGAAGGAAUUCGCUCGCGUCAUGGAGAAGGUAUCUGCCGCCGGCGCGAACGACUAUGAUAUGGAGAUUGUCAACGAGCUGUAUCGCGACAGUGCUCUUGUUCUUCCGCACCGACCCUACGAUAUGCUCACAGCCGAGUUCCGCGGCAGUGAUCAUUCCAAGUACCUUGGAUCCGACCGCGAGCCUUGGGAUCCGGUGAUGGUCUAUAACGAAGCCAAGCUCGCCCACUUCUCCGAUUGGCCUGUCCCCAAGCCCUGGCUGUCUACGCCCGCAGAUUUACGCGAGAAGAUGCAACCCGAUUGCACCACAAAUGCCGCUGGCGAGCAGGAUUGUAUGCGUUUCAACCUGCCUAAUUUCUCCAAUCCCCCCCGGCGGGUGCUUCGCAAUAUUGUGGCCUUCGCUGGUGUCCUCAUCGUCAUUUUAACAACUCAAAUCCUCCUCGUCCAAUGGCGUCGCGCAAGCCCAGCUGCCCACACAGGGCCAUCGGUAGCGGAAGACUCACAAAACGCCCCAGAGGUAGUUAAGAAACCUGUUUUUUAUCCUCCCAUGGGACAGAUUCCCUGGUGGACAACAGAACAAGAGCGGCCUAAGUUUGCCUACGCCCAGUAUGCCACCAACUUGGACUAUCUCUGCAACUCGAUCAUCAAUUUUACGAAGCUGCGCAGAUACGGGGUCAAGUAUGACUUGGUCCUCAUUUACCCGACGGAGUGGUCGGAAGGCACUUCAAAGGAAGCAAAAGCCAUUUCCAAGAUCCGAGAACAUCUUCCAGAUAUCCAUCUCCGACCCUUCGACGUUAUUUCCACCUCCAAGGGUGAUUCCACAUGGCGUGACAGCCUGACUAAAUUCCAUUCGUUUGCUCUGACCGAAUGGACCCGAGUCUUGGCUUUUGAUUCGGAUUCUCUCGUUCUCAACUCGAUGGACCAUUACUUUCUCAGCCCGUUAGCCACGGUCGCCAUGCCCCGUGCCUACUGGCUGAGCGAGAAGGACAAGGACACGAACAUCGCCAAGCAAGUACUCGGGUCGCAUGUUAUGCUCCUGGAGCCCAAUGAGGAUCGUUACCAGAAGAUCAUUGAAGAGGCUAAACGAUCCGGCGAGUUUGACAUGGAGGUUCUCAAUCACUUGUUUAAAGACUCGGCCAUGAUUCUCCCUCACCGCAGGCUUGCCCUCCUAACCGGAGAGUUCCGAAACAAGGAUCAUUCUAAGUACCUGGCACCAGAUAUGGAUGAAGAGUGGAACGCUAUGGGUGAGGUUUCGCGGUCUGUCUUGGUCCAUUUCAGUGACUGGCCUCUACCAAAGCCAUGCAAACAUAGGACCAAGGAGCAAUUCGAGAAUAUUAUGCCGGAAUGUCCAGACGAUGACAUGGGAGCUCCGGACAGUCUAGAUGUGCGGAUCAAAUGA